Messenger RNA from Pangasianodon hypophthalmus (striped catfish), 1801 nucleotides. It is a transcript of the gene tuba5, whose product is annotated as tubulin alpha 5. Lineage: Eukaryota; Metazoa; Chordata; Actinopteri; Siluriformes; Pangasiidae. Bases 158 to 1510 code for a protein of 450 amino acids. Gene Ontology annotation, cellular component: cytoplasm; microtubule. Gene Ontology annotation, molecular function: structural constituent of cytoskeleton; GTP binding. Gene Ontology annotation, biological process: microtubule cytoskeleton organization; mitotic cell cycle. The transcript has 5 exons. The record is from RefSeq and is a predicted model, not a curated record.
GCGCUGCUUUUCACACUGCUGUGUUGGCGGAGACACGUAACGCGUCUGCAAUCAACGGAGCCACAACCCUUUCUUUUUCUUUUUUUUACGCGCGUUUCGCGUUGACAAUUUACCUUUUUUCGCAUUUUCGGAAGAAUUUAGUGACAUCCUAACCAAAAUGCGAGAGUGCAUCUCAAUCCAUGUGGGCCAAGCUGGUAUUCAGAUAGGUAACGCGUGCUGGGAGCUCUUCUGUCUGGAGCAUGGUGUAGGACCUGAUGGUGUGCUGCAAGAAGCCACAUCACUGCCCUAUUCCCGUCAGGACCCCUUCAACACCUUCUUCAGUACAGGCAGCUCAGGCCACCACGUACCCAGGGCCAUAUUUGUGGACCUGGAGCCUACUGUGGUGGAUGAGGUGAGGACUGGCACCUACAGGCAGCUUUUCCACCCAGAGCAGCUCAUCUCUGGGAAGGAAGAUGCAGCUAAUAACUAUGCCCGUGGCCACUACACUGUUGGCAAGGAAAUCAUUGACAUGGUUCUGGAACGUGUCCGUAAACUGACUGACCAGUGUACCGGGCUCCAAGGAUUCCUGAUCUUCCACAGUUUUGGUGGAGGCACUGGAUCAGGAUUCACCUCCUUGUUGAUGGAGCGCCUGUCUGUUGACUAUGGCAAGAAGUCCAAGCUGGAGUUUGCCAUCUAUCCAGCACCUCAGGUCUCCACUGCUGUCGUGGAGCCAUACAACUCUAUCCUCACCACACACACCACACUGGAGCACUCGGACUGUGCCUUCAUGGUGGACAACGAGGCAAUCUAUGACAUCUGCCGUCGCAACCUGGACAUCGAGAGGCCAACAUACACCAACUUGAACCGGCUCAUCGGCCAGAUUGUCUCCUCCAUUACGGCAUCCCUGCGCUUUGAUGGAGCACUCAAUGUCGACCUGACUGAGUUUCAGACCAACCUGGUGCCAUAUCCCAGAAUCCAUUUCCCCCUGGUCACCUAUUCACCAAUCAUCUCAGCUGAGAAGGCCUACCAUGAGCAGCUCUCUGUUGCAGAGAUCACAAGUGCCUGCUUUGAGCCAUCCAAUCAGAUGGUGAAGUGUGACCCACGCCAUGGCAAGUACAUGGCCUGCUGUAUGCUGUACCGUGGAGAUGUGGUGCCUAAAGAUGUGAAUGCUGCCAUUGCCAACAUCAAGACUAAACGUUCCAUCCAGUUUGUGGACUGGUGCCCAACUGGAUUCAAGGUUGGCAUCAACUACCAGCCACCUACAGUGGUUCCUGGAGGAGACUUGGCGAAGGUGCAGAGAGCCGUGUGCAUGCUGAGCAACACCACGGCCAUCGCUGAGGCCUGGGCACGUCUGGACCAUAAGUUUGACCUGAUGUAUGCCAAGCGUGCAUUCGUGCACUGGUAUGUGGGUGAAGGCAUGGAGGAGGGCGAGUUUUCUGAGGCCAGAGAGGAUCUUGCAGCUCUUGAGAAAGAUUAUGAAGAGGUAGGCACAGAGUCUGUUGAAGAUGAAGAGGAAGGAGAAGAGUAUUGAUCUCCAGAAGGCUAGUGGUAGAAACACUCUUGCCUCUCACUGCCAGGCUGCCACAGUUUGUCCCAAAGGAAAGGGAGCUAACGUCUGUCUUUUCUAUGUAUCUGUUUUAUUCUGUCCUACAGUCAGCGUGUCAUUCAUUCCAUUUACUUUUGUUUCCCAGAGUUCAAGUAAUUGCUGAAUUACCAAAGAUGAUUUGGUUUUAUUUGGCAUUUUUCUUAACACUGCUAACUGUCUAUAUGGGUCUGUUUCUACCAGCUGUGCAAUGUUUCUGAAUAAAGUCCCUUUAAAUGA